UUGUCAUCACACUGUCCCAGGACUGCUAUAUAUAAAACUGUGCCGGCUCCAGGAUCGCGUUCUCCUCCCUGUCCUCGCCGAGCGGAGGGCAAAAAAGAGCCAGAGGACCCUCUCCCCCUCGGGGACCAGGAUUUCUCCCCAGAGAGUCCUGAGUGGACACAGCUGCCUUUGUUGUCGAUCUCGCAGCCAUGACUUUGCCCCACGGCCCUGGAAGUGUCGGGGAGCCCCAGGCCCCCCAGGCUGUGCAGGUCCACAGGCUGGAACACAGACAGGAGGAGGAGCGGAAGGAGGAGCGCCAGCACAGCUUGCACAUGGGCUCCUCGGUGCGCAGGCGGACCUUCCGCAGCAGUGAGGAGGAGCAGCAGUUCAGCGCCGCCGACUACGCGCUGGCCGCAGCCCUGGCUCUGACGGCCUCCUCCGAGUUGUCCUGGGAAGCCCAGCUGAGGCGCCAGACCUCCGCGGUGGAGCUGGAGGAGCGCGGGCAGAAGCGGGUGCGCUUCGGCAACGAGUGGGAGCGCACGGAGGUCGGCUUCCUGCGCACGCACCGGCUGCUGCGCCAGCGGCGCGACUGGAGGGCGCUGCGGCAGCGGACAGAGGAGAAGGUGCGGGAGGCCAAGGAGCUGAGGGAGCUGUGUUCUGGCCGGGGACCCUGGUUCUGGAUCCCCCUCCGCUCCCACGCCGUCUGGGAGCACACCACGGUCCUGCUGACCUGCACCGUCCAGGGCUCGCCUCCGCCCCAGGUCACCUGGUACAAGGAUGACACGCGCAUCGAUCCCCGCCUCUUCCCUGCUGGCAAGUACCGAAUCACCAACAACUACGGGCUGCUGUCCCUGGAGAUCAGGAGAUGCACCUUGGAGGACUCAGCCACCUACACGGUGAAGGUGAAGAACGCCUUCGGCCAGGCCUCCUCCUUCGCCAAAGUCCUUGUCCGCACUUACCUGGGGAAGGAGGCCGGCUUUGAUUCAGAGAUCUUUAAAAGAUCAAUGUUAGGCCCCAGCGUGGAGUUCACAUCGGUGCUGCAGCCUAUCUUUGCCCGUGAGAAGGAGCCUUUCUCCCUGUCCUGCUUCUUUUCCGAUGAUGUGCUGGAUGCCGAGCACAAGAUCCAGUGGUUCCGAGACGGCAGAGCGCUGAGGUCCUCGGGACGCAGGCAAAUGCUCUACGCAGACCGUCAGGCCUCCCUGAAAGUGACCUGCGCCUACAAGGAGGACGAGGGGCUAUACAGCAUCCGGGUGCCCUCAGCCCUCGGGCCCCGCGAGCAGAGCGCCUAUGUGUUUGUGAGAGAUGCUGCCGCUGAGAAUCCAGGGGCCCCCGGCUCCCCGCUGAACGUCCGGUGCCUGGAUGUGAGCAGAGACUGCCUCACCCUGACCUGGGCCCCACCCAGCGAUACCCGGGGCAACCCCAUCACCGGCUACUCCAUCGAGCGGUGCCAGGGCGACUCCAAGGAGUGGGUACCUUGCCAUGAGGCCCCCAGGAGCACCUGCCGGUGCCCGAUCCAAGGCCUCAUUGAAGGCCAGAGCUACCGAUUCCGUGUGCGAGCCAUUAGCAAGGCGGGCAGCAGCCUCCCCUCCAAGGCCUCAGAAGUCGUUGUCAUGGGUGACCAUGAUGCAGUCCGUAGGAAGACAGAGAUUCCCUUUGACCUGGGCAGCAAGAUCACCAUCAGCGCAGACGACUUUGAAGAUGCUGUGACCAUCCCCUCACCCCCAACCAAUGUCCACGCCAGCGAGAUCCGGGAGGCCUAUGUGGUUCUGAGCUGGGAAGAACCAAAGCCCCGGGGCAAAGCCCCACUGACUUACACCCUGGAGAAGUCGGUCAUAGGGAGUGGCAGCUGGGAGGCCAUCAGCUCAGAAACUCCAGUGAAAUCUCCAAGGUUUGCCCUCCUGAACCUGGAGAAAGGGAAGUCAUACGUCUUCAGAGUGCGGGCUGUGAACCAAUAUGGCAUGAGCGACCCCUCGGAACCCAGCGAGCCCAUCGCCCUGAGAAGCAAGACAGCUACUCUGCCUCCUCCGGCUCAAGUUCAAGCUUUCCGGGACACGCAGACCUCUGUGUGCCUGACCUGGGAGCCUGUGUGUGGUGGUGCUGAACUCCUGGGAUAUUACAUCUACUCCCGGGAGGCAGGAUCAUCCGAGUGGCAGACGGUCAACAACAAACCCAUCCAGGGCAGCAGGUUUGCAGUUCCAGGGCUGAGGACCGGGAAGGAGUACGAGUUUUGCGUCAGGUCGGUCAGUGAGGCCGGUGUGGGUGAGAGCUCAGCCCCCACGGAGCCCAUCAGGGUCAAGCAGGCACUGGCCACCCCAUCAGCUCCGUAUGAUUUUGCUCUCCUGCACUGCGGGAAGAAUGAAAUGGUCAUCGGGUGGAAACCCCCCAAGCGUCGUGGAGGCGGCAAGAUCCUGGGCUACUUCCUGGACCAGCACGACGCGGCAGAGCCAGACUGGCACCCAGUCAACCAGCAGCCGGUCCCCAGUCGGGUCUGCAAGGUCUGCAACCUCCAUGAAGGCCACUUCUAUGAAUUCCGUGCCCGGGCAGUAAACUGGGCAGGCGUUGGUGAGCUGUCGGCACCCAGCAGCCUAUUUGAAUGCAAAGAGUGGACAAUGCCCCAGCCAGGCCCCCCGUAUGACGUGCAGGUGUCCGAAGUGCGGGCCACCUCCUUGAUGCUGCAGUGGGAGCCCCCGAUUUACACGGGGGCUGGGCCAAUCACGGGUUACUGCCUCAGUGUCCAGGAAGAAGGCUCCGAGGAGUGGAAGCAGGUCACCCCAGGCCCCAUCUCUGGCACCCACUUCAGGUGAUCAAACUGAUCUCCGGCUGGAACGUGGACAUCCUGGAGCAAGGAGAGGUGCGGCUGUGGCUGGAGGUAGAGAAGCUGUCUCCAGCUGCCGAGCUGCACCUCAUCUUCAACGAGAAGGAGAUCUUCAGCUCGCCGAACCGCAAAAUCAAUUUUGACCGUGAGAAGGGCCUGGUGGAAGUGAUCAUCCAGCACUUGUCUGAGGAUGACAAAGGCUCCUACACCGCUCAGCUCCAAGAUGGAAAGGCCAAAAACCAGAUCACCCUGGCGCUGGUGGACGACGAUUUUGACCAACUUCUGAGGAAGGCGGACGCCAAGAGAAGAGACUGGAAGAGAAAACAAGGUCCCUACUUCCAGGAACCUUUGCAAUGGAAGAUCACGGAGGACUGCCAAGUGCUGCUGACUUGCAAGGUGACCAACACCAAGAAGGAGACUCGCUUCCAAUGGUUCUUCCAGAAGAGACAGGCGCCCCAUGGUCAGUACGACCCACAGACAGGGGAAGGGCUUAUUUGCAUUGAAGAGCUGUCCAAAGAGGACAGGGGAAUCUACAGAGCGGAGGUUUCCGACGAUCGAGGGGAGGACGACACCAUCCUGGACCUCACGGGUGAAGCCCUGGACGCCGUCUUCACCGAGCUGGGCAGGAUCGGUGCCCUCUCUGCGACUCCGCUGAAGAUCCAGGGGACCGAGGAGGGCAUCCGGAUCUUCAGCAAGGUCAAGUACUACAAUGUGGAGUACAUGAAAACCACCUGGUUCCACAAGGACAAGCGCCUGGAGAGCGGAGAUCGGUUCAGAGCAGGCACCACCCUGGACGAGAUCUGGCUGCACAUCCUGGACCCCAAAGACUCAGACAAGGGCAAAUACACCCUGGAAAUAGCUGCCGGGAAGGACGUCCGGCAGCUCUCAGUGGAUCUCUCAGGGCAAGCUUUUGAUGACGCCCUGGCCGAACACCAGAGACUGAAAGCCUUGGCCAUCAUCGAGAAGAAUCGAGCCAAGGUAGUGAGAGGCCUGCCGGACGUGGCCACCAUCAUGGAAGACAAGACCCUGUGCCUGACCUGUGUCAUCUCAGGAGACCCCACCCCUGAAAUCUCCUGGCUGAAGAAUGACCAGCCUGUCACUUUCCUUGACCGCUACCACAUGGAGGUGAAGGGGACCGAAGUGACCAUCACCAUUGAGAAGGUCAACAGUGAGGACAGCGGACGCUACGGGGUCUUCGUCAAGAACAAGUAUGGCUCCGAGACGGGCCAGGUCACCAUCAGUGUGUUCAAACAUGGGGAUGAGCCCAAGGAGAUGAAAAAGAUGUGAUGGGCACAUCCUGGUGCAGCCUGAGAUCCAGUCCACAGGACCAGCAGGACCAACCAGUGGGUCGCAGCCUAGCGUGGGCCUUGGGGCAAGCAGAGGGAAGGGGACAGGAGGGGACCCAGGACGUGGGGGUAGGAGUGGAGGGACACACCAGAGGGAGAAGGAAAGCUCUUGCUAGAGUCCUAAGAGGCCUCCAGGAUGGCAGGGUGAGCGCUGGACUUGGAAUAAAAAACUUAAAUGUGA
This is a messenger RNA of Chinchilla lanigera (long-tailed chinchilla), 4321 nucleotides long. RefSeq names its product myomesin 3 (gene Myom3). Lineage: Eukaryota; Metazoa; Chordata; Mammalia; Rodentia; Chinchillidae. Gene Ontology annotation, molecular function: protein binding. The record is from RefSeq and is a predicted model, not a curated record.